This is a messenger RNA of Solea solea (common sole), 6279 nucleotides long. RefSeq names its product kinesin family member 16Ba (gene kif16ba). NCBI's taxonomy places the organism in Eukaryota, Metazoa, Chordata, Actinopteri, Pleuronectiformes, Soleidae. The transcript has 25 exons. Gene Ontology annotation, molecular function: phosphatidylinositol binding; ATP binding; microtubule motor activity. Gene Ontology annotation, biological process: microtubule-based movement. The record is from RefSeq and is a predicted model, not a curated record. The coding region runs from base 321 to 5663 and encodes 1780 amino acids.
AUGUUUGUAUCAGCUGACGUCUCUCGUUGGUCACGUGACAGCCAGCUAAAAGCUAACUUCACAGGGUUAUAUGGAGUGAAUAUGGAUGCGAGCCGGUUUUCACCGAGACAGAGACACGGUGUCACCGGGCCACGAUAACCUCUUCCCCGCCCCCCUCUGCGUACUCUUCAUCUCCGUGACCUUUGCCCUUCUUUAUUCCGACGUGGCUCGUGUUAACCUGUUAGCACGUUACCUGUUUAGCGUGUAGCCAGCGAAGCUAACUGACGCAGCGACUCGCAGCUGCACCGGCGAAAACACCGGCGGACACCGACGGAGGAGCGAUGGCUUCGGUUCGGGUGGCGGUCCGGGUCAGACCCAUGGACAGACGAGAAAAGGACUUGACGGCAAAAUGCAUCAUCAAGAUGGAAGGAACCAAAACCUCCAUCACCAACCUGAAGAUUCCUGAUGGCAUUGGAGGAGACUCGAUGAGGGACCGAACUAAAACCUUUACCUAUGACUUUUCCUACGACUCUUCAGACUCUCACAGCUCCAAGUUUGUCUCUCAGGAAAAGGUUUUCAGAGAUUUGGGCGUGGACGUGCUGAAGGCGGCGUUUGAGGGCUACAACGCUUGCGUAUUCGCCUAUGGUCAGACCGGCUCAGGGAAGUCUUACACCAUGAUGGGAAAUCCAGGAGACGCAGGUUUGAUCCCGAGAAUCUGUGAGGGGCUGUUCAGCCGCAUCUCUGACGCCACCCGAUGGGAUGUCGCGUCGUUUCGUACAGAAGUCAGUUACCUGGAGAUCUACAACGAGAGGGUCAGAGACCUCCUGAGGAGGAAGUCCACUCAGACCUACAACCUGAGAGUCCGGGAGCAUCCCAAGGAUGGGCCGUAUGUGGAAGAUCUGUCCAAACACCUGGUGCAGAACUACAGUGAUGUGGAGGAGCUGAUGGAGGCCGGAAACCUGAACCGGACCACGGCCAGCACCGGCAUGAACGACGUCAGCAGCCGCUCGCACGCCAUCUUUACCGUCAACUUCACACAGGCCAAGUUUGACGCACAGAUGCCCAGUGAGACGGUCAGUAAGAUCCACCUGGUGGACCUGGCAGGAAGUGAACGAGCCGACGCCACUGGAGCCACCGGAGUCCGAUUGAAGGAAGGAGGAAACAUCAAUAAAUCUCUGGUCACCCUGGGCAACGUCAUCUCUGCUCUAGCUGACAUGACCCAGGACGGACUCAACACUAACCUGAAGAAGAAGUCUGUGUUUGUUCCGUACAGAGACUCUGUGCUGACGUGGCUGCUCAAAGACAGUCUGGGCGGGAACUCCAAGACCAUCAUGAUCGCAACCGUUUCUCCCGCUGACGUGAACUACGGAGAGACGCUGAGCACACUGCGCUACGCUAACCGAGCUAAAAACAUCAUCAACAAACCAACCAUCAAUGAGGACUCCAACGUCAGGCUCAUCGGAGAACUGCGGGCGGAGAUCGCCCGAUUGAAAGCUCUGCUGAUUCAGGGCAACCAGAUCGCACUCCUUGAUUCGCCCACAGCUCUGAGCAUGGAGGAGAAACUUCACCAGAAUGAAGCCAGAGUUCUGGAGCUGACCAAAGAGUGGACCAACAAGUGGAACGAAACCCAGAACAUCCUGAAGGAAGAGACUCUGGCUCUGAGGAAGGAGGGGAUUGGUGUGGUGUUGGACUCUGAGCUUCCUCACCUGAUCGGCAUCGAUGACGACCUCCUCAGCACCGGCAUCAUCCUGUACCACCUGAAGGAGGGACGGACGUAUGUGGGCAGAGAGGACGCGUCCACAGAGCAGGACAUCAUUCUGCAUGGUCUCGAUCUGGAAAGUGAACACUGCAUGUUCCAGAACCAGAAUGGAACAGUGACUCUGGUUCCACUCGGUGAGGCUCAGUGUUCAGUCAACGGAGUCCAAGUGAUGGAGCCGAUGCAGCUCAACCAAGGUGCUGUGAUUCUGCUCGGCAGGACCAACAUGUUUCGCUUCAAUCAUCCAAAGGAGGCGGCGAAACUGCGGGAGAAACGAAAGAGUGGCCUGCUCUCCACCUUCAGUCUGUCUAUGAGUGAUCUGUCCAAGUCCUGUGAAAACCUGUCCACUGUGAUGCUCUACAACCCAGGUCUCUUCACACAGAAAGGCCCCGUCUUCCUCAGGCUGGAGUUUGAGAGGCAGCAGCGAGAAGAGCUGGAGAAACUGGAGCUCAAAAGGAGGCUCAUCAAGGAGAUGGAGGCGAAGCAGCAGAGUGAGAAGGCAGAGCUAGAGCGCCUGCAGCAGGAGGUGGAGAGCCAGCGCAAAGAGUCUGAGGAGGUGCAUCAGAGAAUUCUGUGUCAGGAGGAGAGCCUGCGCCGCCGCAGCCAGGACAUCGAGAGCCGCCUGAGAGACUUUCUGGUUGAGAAGAUGCGGUUUGAGGAGGAGAGACGCUCUGAGGUCCAGGGGGAGGAGCUACAGUGGCGGGGGAACCAGCAGCUGGUGGGUGAAGCGGAAGAGGAGCAGCGUUUGCAGCAGGAGGCUGCGGAGCAGACUGAAAUAUACCGUGAACUGAAAAGGCUGAAGAGGGAGCGCGAGGAGCAGAAGGUUCGUCUGGAGGCUGAGCGACGGCGCCUGGAGAAAGAGGAGCGCGAGCAGCUGAGUCUGGUGGGGAGGCUGGAGGAGCAGCUGAGGGACAAACAAGAGGCCGCCACCACGCUGUUGACCCGUGACGACUCCCACCGCCUGGAGGAGGAGCGCCAGGCGCUGGCUGAGAUCAGGGGAGUCCUCCUUCGUGCCAAAGAGGCCGGUGAACGGCCCGAUGUGGAGGACACCAGCGAGGAGGCCGGAUCUGCCCAGGCUCGAUACACAGAGUUCAAGGCGGCUCAGGUGAAGGAGCUGGGCCUGCUGGAGGAGGGGCUUCAGCAGCAGAGGGAGCGCCUGGAGAAGGAGGUCACCGCUGAGAGAAACACCGUGCUGCUCCUCACCCAAGGCCUCAAAGAAAGACAGCAGCUUCUGAAAGAGAUGCAGGAGAAGAGGGCGCAGGACACCACAGUCAUCUGCCAGGAGGAGCAGCUGGUGAAGCAGGCGGAGCUCAGGCUGCGCUUUAAGGAGCGGCAGCUCGCCAACCUCUGUGACCGCCUCCUCCCAGCGCUUGCAGAGGAGAAGCAGCGAGCCUCAGAGGUGCUGGAGCGCGGCAGCGGGAACUGCCCCGCUCAGCCUGAACUGGACAACACGCUGUACCAGGUGGAGAAGGAGCUGGAGGACAAGGAGGAGAAACUGAAGCUCCACCUGCAGAGGGCGCAGCAGCUGCUGCAGCUGCAGGAGACGUACGAGUUCACGGCCAACGUGGCACGACAGGAGGAGAAGGUGAGGAGGAAGGAGAAGGAGAUCCUCGAGUCUAAGGAGAAGCAGCAGAGGGAGGCGAUGGAGGAGGCAGUGGCUCGGCUCGAGAGGAGGCACUCGGCCCUGCGCCGCUGCGUCUCCAUGGAGCCCCACAUCGAGGAGCAGAGGAACCUGAGGAGGGCGGAGCUUGAUCAGCAGAGGGUGGAGCAGGAAAUCCAGAGGCUGAGGCAGAGGAUUAAUGAAGGAGAAGAAAACAACAAGAAUCACAGCGUGAAUAACGAAGAAAGGAGUCUGAGCACGCUGCUGCCGCUGUCCGACGACAGGAUAAACGCAUACAUCGAGGAGGAAGUGCAGCGACGCUUACGUCAGAUGAAUCUCCUGAAAGCGAGCAGCAGCAGCAGCAGCGUCGUGGAUCUGUGCGGGUCCUGUGACUCUCUCAGGGAGGACGAGGAGGAAGUUAGCGCCUGUAGCUCUGUUAGAGUAACAGACGAGGACGAAGAGAAGCUGCACGACAUGAAUCCAAGGAGACACAAAUACGAGAGAGCGAGAACACCGGAGCCUCACUUCCUGACCUCACAGGAAGUGAACUCUCCUACUAAGUUGAAGACAAACUCGGCAGAAGACUCUGAGAACCUGCUGCUAACGCUGCUCCCAGAAGAAAACCUCUUGUCUAGAGAUGAAGCCUCGGUUAGAAAAGAGGUGUCUCACAGAGAAUUGAGCAACGUCGCGUGGUUGCAGGGAGGAGACGACCGUCGUCUAGGAGAAGACGUUGACAGAUCUGUCAAUGAACCUGAUGAUUCUGCAAACACAGAGGACAGAAGCUCAGGACAGAAUAUCACUGAAAGUGAAGAAUAUGAUGACGUAGAUGGAUCUCUAAACCAAACAUUUGACCUGGGGACAAAAGAGGACACACAACUUGUCAGUUGUCUCUCUUUAGAGACACAGGACUCUGUUGGUGGUUGCAUCACUGCUAAAGAAACAAAACCAGAGUCCCAGAGCAAGCACAAGAACGUGGCCACAAACAGGAGCUACCAUUUGGGAUAUUUAGUUGGAAAACUGUCCGACUUGUACAAAGACGCAGGAAAAAAGCUGCAGGACACGCGGGAUCUAAUCCAAAGAGGCGGAGUGAGCGAAAUGAAGGAUGCACUCUCUCAUUACGUGUCCAUGGUGUCAAAAGAACUACCACUGCUUCACCACAUGCAGCUGAAGAUCCCAUCAAAAGGUCUGAGUGAAUGCAUCCUCAGUCCGCCUCAGAAAAGUUGCAGGUCUGUGACCGUAGGCAUCACUGCAUGGCCUGAAGGAUCGCUUUUCUUGUCCAAAAACACAAGUCCUCAGGUCUUUCAUCAGAGGCUGGUGGAGCUGCCACCACCUCUGUCCCAGCUGCAGAACAGUUCACCCUCUGAGAUGAUGGACAAGUUGGAAUCUCUGUCUCCACAAAUCCAAGUUAGAAAGUGCCUGAGCGUCUUCUGGAUGAAAGUGGCAAACAAUCAGCAGCCCAUUCCAAAACCAGGCUGCUUGCUUGUAUCGAGAAAGGACAUAACCGUGGUGUCAGCUGGAAGUGAUUCUGCGAACGCUUUGGUCCUUUUUCAUCACCUUAAUCUGAGUGAAAUCACCAAGAUGGAGGUUAGUUUGGCAGGACAGCACGUGCGUCUGCUCGGCUGCUCUGAAGACGCAGUCUUGGCCGUCUUCACCCACAGCAAAGAUCUCACGCAGGAGUUCUGUAAGGUCGUCCUGGACGCUGUUGCUCCUGGAAGAUUCCAUGAAGGUCCUGAAAAUCACCCGUUGCUCUCUGACGACCUCAUGGUCCUCUCUCUGAACUGGAAAUCUGGUGUUCCUGACCUCGUCCUGGGCUGCGGCCUUCGCGUCACCUCCAGAUUCAAACGGGUCCUUGCAGACUUGCUCUACAUCGUCCAUGGGAACAUGGAUGACCGCAGCAGGCCGUCGCUGGCCAACGUUUGUCCUCUGCUCUACACGAGUGUCAAGGUCAUGAACCCGAGCUGGCCGCAGCAGGACGCCAUCUCUCAGUUCCUCCUGACCGACACUCACGUAACUCUUCUUUGUGAGGACAGCGUCUUCCGCCCGGUGCCACGAGGCUCCACUCUGGUUCCGGUCCAACCUCAGUUUCACAGACUCGAAGUCCGCAAGCGGUCAGACGUCAGAACUCUGAUUGUUAAGCAGAAAGACGGCUGUGUGGUCGUAGAACUCGUGUUUUCAACUCUCAGCCCGCAAGAGCAGGAGGCGGAGUGUGGACCGAGCCCGGCAGACGACGCCCUUACCUCUGACAGCAGGGGGCAGUGCAGAUCCUGGAGGUUGUGCUUUGGUUGCACGUCAGAUGCUGUGAUGCUGAUGGAUCACCUGUGCACCUGAGUGACAUCAUCAUCAUCAUCCUGGUUAUUUUACAGUUUCACGGAUUUAAUCUGAAGUUUCAUAAACAGUGCCAGAAAAAAAAAUGUAAUGUUGAUUGAAUUUCAACAGAUUUUUAUGACGAUGUCAUCAAAACGUUUAUUUCUUCAGUUUGUUUUUAAUUUUUAGAACAAAGUCAAAUAUAGUGAAUGAGUGAAUGUUUUCUGUAUCAAUUUUUUUUAUGUAUAGUGUGUGUCUGUUUGUAACUGUGUAUUUUACUAUAAAGUGACCUUGAGUGACAGAAAUUAUUAAUAUUAAAAAUGAUUAUUAUACCUGCAGUGAAUGAGUGAAGGUUUUCUGUACAACUGCAGUGAAUGAGUGAGAGUUUUCUGUACAACUGCAGUGAAUGAGUGAAGGUUUUCCGUACAACUGCAGUGAAUGAGUGAAGGUUUUUUGUAGAACUGCAGUGAAUGAGUGAAGGUUUUUGUACAACUGCAGUGAAUGAGUGAAAGUUUUCUGUAAUUCUAAAGUUGUCUGUUUUAGUUUAUUCAUGAUUUUUGGAUCAUAUUGAUAUUGAGGGAAAUGCUCAUGUGAUCAUCAAUAAUAAAAUCAUGUUUAAAAUAAAACAGAUUUUUUUAAA